AGUAUUUCAACGAAAAGCAUCCUCGAGAUCAUUCGAAUUUUAGCAACUCUAGUAAGGAGAUUGAAGCGCACGGCGCCCGGGUGGAUAAAAUAUGUUUCCCCGUGCAAUUUUCCAUUUUCGCCAGUCAUCAUACAGCUUAGGUAGAAAUGUGCUGUCCAAUUCCAGAGUGAUCGGGAAGACAGAAACUAGCAAGACCGCGAGUGGGAUUCCUUCUAGAUGUUUUGGAAGCUCCGGAAUUCUUCACCGGGCGAACGAAAGUUUUGACGAUUUUCGAGCACGCGAAGAGAAGAAAGAGCAGGAGUAUGCAAAACAACAGACAGCUGGAGCGACUGGUACGGGUCCCGGCACAACACAUACCGACACAUUUUCAUCCACUUCGGACCACCAGGAACCGUCCGAUCCCGCUGUUGAACGCACGAAGGCAAUGAUCCUGGAUGCCGCGCUAGAGUUUGUACAAUCACACGGCUGGUCUAAGCAGGCCAUUGCAAAAGGAGCUGAAGCAGUCAACUAUCCAAGCGUUAGCCACGGGUUGUUUCCACGCGGUGGAAUAGAGCUCGUGCACCAUUUCUACAAGCAGUGCAAUCUAAAGCUCAUCGACUACCUCAAGCAAGAGACGGUGGAUGUGGAAAAGGUUCCCAAUCCAUCUGAUUUUGCGCGCAAAGCGAUUGAAUUUCGACUCCGUAUGCUUGAACCGUACCUGAAGUAUUGGCCACAGGCACUCGGACUGAUGGCGUUGCCACCGAACGCACCACACUCAUUGGCGAACGUGCUAACGCUAGUGGACGACAUUUGUUACUACGCCGGAGAUCGUUCGGUCGAUUUUAACUGGUACACACGACGCAUUGGUUUGGCGUGUAUCUACAAAACAGCCGAACUUUACAUGCUACAGGAUUCUUCGGUCGGGUUUGAAAAAACGUGGAAAUUUCUCGAACGUCGUAUGGAAGAGGCUAGCUUAGUGCACGAAUUUCUGGUCAAAUCGGAAGAUGCCACGCAUCACCUGCAGAAUGCCGUCGGUUCGGCCUUCACAACGGCACGUAACAUUCUUGGCCUAAACUUUGAUCGUCGAUGAUAUGACUAAACGUGUUUGGACACAGAAUAUGAGAUCCGUUAAAGCAGAAAGGAAGCUAUUCCUCGCAGUUAGUCAAAGCCAUUUCACAGUCAUUACAUCCAGUAUACCGAAACCCAUUUUGUUGGCUCAGGAAUGACACAAAUAAACGAAUCAAGUUAUUUAAAUGGUAAGAGCUGAACAGAACUGCAUACAAUUUCGUAGUACAGGAAAUUUCCACACAAUA
This is a messenger RNA of Anopheles moucheti, 1292 nucleotides long. RefSeq names its product ubiquinone biosynthesis protein COQ9, mitochondrial (gene Coq9). Gene Ontology annotation, biological process: ubiquinone biosynthetic process. NCBI's taxonomy places the organism in Eukaryota, Metazoa, Arthropoda, Insecta, Diptera, Culicidae. Gene Ontology annotation, molecular function: lipid binding. Gene Ontology annotation, cellular component: mitochondrial inner membrane. The transcript is spliced from 4 exons. Bases 92 to 1069 code for a protein of 325 amino acids. The record is from RefSeq and is a predicted model, not a curated record.